CUCCAUCCUUCACGGCGCGGAGCUGUCCAGGGCCAGUGGUGCUGAAACCUGGAGACGUUUUCCACCCCGGGUUUGAUCGCGUUCCCGCCGAGAAUCUGAGGGUUUCAUUGACGGAUACUCCAUCAUCCACCAGCUCUACCCGAGAGAUUUUAACCCUCUUUUCCUGAUCGAAUAGAGGACUUUCGCAGCCAUGGCUUUCAUGGUGAAACACGUGGUGGGAGGACAGCUGAAGAACCUGACCGGCGGACUCGGGGAGGAGAAACCCGAAGCGGAGAAAACCGACGCGGCGGCGCAGGGGAUGACUCAAGAGGAGUUUGAACAAUAUCAGCAACAGUUAGAGGAGGAAAAACAAGAACGAGAAGCCGGUUUCGCCCAGAAGAAAGCGGAGCGGGCCACAGUCAGAAGUCAUUUCCGGGAUAAGUACAGACUACCAAAGAACGAGACGGACGAGACCCAGAUCCAGCAGGCGGGGGACGACGUGGUUUUGCCCACCGAACUCGCCAAGAUGAUCGCAGAGGACAACCAGGAGGAGGCGAGCAAGCAGUCUGUGUUUGGCCAGCUGUCCAACAUCCAGAACGUGGACAUGGACCAGCUGAAGGACAAAGCUCAGGCCACGCUGGAAGACCUGAAAAAGCAGACGGAGAACUGCAGCCUCAUGUGAGAUCUGGCCCCGAGGAUUAGAGUUUUACUUGUUCAAAUACUUCUCAGAGGCAGGGCUGCUGUGCAGGGUGGACAUGUUCGUAUUGCUUUAGUGGAGUCGGGCCACAUCAUAACCACACAGUCCCUGCAGAAAAGAUCACAGAACUCGAUGUAAAAAGGAGCUAGUCUUAAAAUGAACAAUGCAAACCAGGGGUGCUAUUUCAGUUAGCUUUCACCCUCUUUUUAUUUAAACCAGCUCUCUGAAAGGUUGUUUUCUAGCUGUGAACAGUUUGUAACAAGCCCUGCGGAGAAGCAGGUAAAACAUGAGGAAAUUUGGGGCUAGUCUGACUGACAGGACUUACCAUAGCAUCAUCGAGCUAGGCUAGUUUAGUUAGCUUUCCUGUCGCAAAUGUUGUCCUUAAUGUAUUACAGUUUAAAAGUUAUUUGAUCUAGAUUUGCAAGGUUAGACUCCUGCAGAUAAAGGAAAGAAAUGAUGAUGACAUAUGGAGCUUGUCCUACUAACUGGAAAUAAAUGAAUGAUUGCUAAGCGUCAUUGAGAUGAGCUACUUUAGCUAGCUUUCCUGUCGACCUUAAGCUAAGUUAGUAAUGUCACCCUCAGUGUUAGCUAAAGCUGCACUCUGAAAGGUGUUUUCCAGCUCUGCAAAGUUAGAAACAAGCCCUGCAGAAAAGCAAGUAAAACAUGUAGACAUUUGGAGCUUGUCUAACUUACAGGUAACAAACGUAUUCUUACCAUAGCGUCAUUGAGCUAGGCUAGUUUAGUUAGCUUUCCUGUUGACCUUCAGAUAUCAUCCUUAUUUUAGUGGCAGUUUAAAGGCUAGUUGUUCUAGCUUUGCAAGGUCAGACACAGGUCCUGCAAAUAAGGAAAGAGAAGAGGAUGAAAUAUGGAGUUUGUCCUACUUACAGGAAAGGAGACUCUUACCAUAGCGUCUUCGAGAUAGGCUAGCUAUGUUAGUUUUAGCCUCAGAUAAGUUAGCAAUGUCAUCCUCAAUUUCAUCCAAACCCCGCACUCUGAAGGCUGGUUUAUCUAACGACCUGCAGAAAAUCAAAACUAGAGAACAUAUUGAAUUCUUACCAUGGCGUCUUUGAGCUAGGCUACUUUAGUUAGCUUUCCUGUUGAGCUUCAGCUAAAUUAGUAUUAAAGAGGGACAUGUAAACUUGCUAUGUCACCGUUAUUUUAAGCUUUGCGAAGUUGAUGAAAUCCGGGACUCGAUUACUAACAGGAAGGAGUCGUGGAGGUAAUCUAGGUUAGCUAGCUUUGAAUGUCAUCCUCUUUUUUGAUUGAAAGACUUAUUAUCCGGCUCUUCAACCAGUGAGAUUAUUUCCACCUUGAGAGCAGCUCCACCUCUGAGAAAUAUCCAUCUACAUAUUAAAUCCUUUACUCCCCCGACUCCCCCAACAUCCCUCACUCCCUGUGCCUCACGUGACCAGUUAUAACAGGAAUCUGCAGCAGAGGUUUCAGGUGUGUGUGUGUGUGUGUGUGUGUGUGUGUGUGUGUGUGUGUGUGUGUGUGUGUGUGUGUGUGUGUGUUAUCAUAGCUCCCAAACACACAGCAGAUGAUUUCACUAAUGACCACAUGGUAUUAAAGCUGAUGAUAGGAGGCCAUAUGUGUGUUUUGGGAAAUAUCCUUAUUUAUUGAAGGUAAAUAACGAGCCAUUAGUGGGGUAGUUUAUAUUCCAUGUGCAGAAGCAAAACAUCGUAGAAAUGUGCAAUAUUCAUUAAAAGCAACAAAUGAGGCUGAUUUUUUUUGCCAUAAGUAGCUUAUUAAUGUUGGCCCCCCGGUGCCCUGAUUAAAGCUCCCAGAGAGCUGCAUUAAUCUGAGUUUAAAGUCUUUUCCUAGAUAUAUCUGACAUAUCAUUUGAAAGGCUUUCUUUUAAAUAGCUUUUAAGUACUUCAGCGUGCCUUGGACGUCCGUACAAGGUUGUCUCCUUUAAAGCUCCAACAUCUGUAAGCUACUUAUUAACGCAGACGGGCCUUCGUGUUUGUUUCUUACUUUCAGUUUCUUCAAGAGCAACACUUGUGUGUGAGAGAUCCCAGUGUUUGAGGUGUAGGAUUUUAGAGUUCAAUAACUGCCAAAUUUAACCUAGCUUCGACUAUAGAGGAAGUUAAUCUGUCUUUGUGCUGCGUCCAGAGGUUGAAAAACAAAGAGCCGCUCAGAUGAGGGAAGUGUAAAUGCUUUAGAAGUCGUACGCCAAAGCUGAAAGGAAAUGGCCGAAAUAUGUCAAACUGUGUUAAUGUGGUGUGAGUAUAAAUCAACAUAUGAAUAUUCAUGUUGUGUAACUGUAUCUGCUGUUUGCCUAUACCGUCAACAGCGGGCCGCUCUGUUUUCAUCAAGUGUCGUCACAUGACCUUUGACCUGUCCUCCAUCUCAUUGACCCCCUGGUGGUGCCGUUUUGUGCCGGUGGAUUCGUGUCGUUUAGCCGAUGUGAAACGUCAAGUGGUGUGUCUGUAAAAAAAACUUAAAAAAAGAAGACCUCGCCCUGCGGCUGAGAGCGAGUCAAACACAGUAUUCUGUCCGUGUGGUUUUAUCGCCAAAUUUGAGCAAAAGGCGCGGAUAAAUUGAGAGGUCUAUGUUGCGUUACAUCCAUUCUGGUGGCCUGACAGGUGCAAACACGUUACAACGACCCAAAACAUUUCCAUUUGGAGAAACACUAAUGAGCAUUUAGAAAACAUUCGCCAGCUGUCUCUGUCUCUGUCUCUGUUGUUGGAACUCCCCUGAAAUGUUUUCUGGUCUUAUUUUAACAGUGUGAUCACAUGACUCCUUCUGACGUCACUGCAGAUAUUUUACCCCCUGGUUUUGGGUCAAGUUGAUGACUGGACCCAAAAAAUAGUUGUAGACAUAAAACUAACAUUUGGCGACAAAAAAAAAAAAAGUUGACAAAAAAAUAGCUUUAUAACC
This is a messenger RNA of Eleginops maclovinus (Patagonian blennie), 3556 nucleotides long. It is a transcript of the gene cplx3b, whose product is annotated as complexin 3b. Bases 191 to 661 code for a protein of 156 amino acids. Gene Ontology annotation, biological process: synaptic vesicle exocytosis; neurotransmitter transport; regulation of neurotransmitter secretion. The record is from RefSeq and is a predicted model, not a curated record. Gene Ontology annotation, molecular function: syntaxin binding. Gene Ontology annotation, cellular component: terminal bouton; SNARE complex. The transcript has 3 exons. Lineage: Eukaryota; Metazoa; Chordata; Actinopteri; Perciformes; Eleginopidae.